GUCACGAAAGGCCGUAUGUUUGCUAUGAAUUGAUUGCAACAAAACUUAACAUUUGAUUACACUUUGCGGACAAAUCGGCUUUUGGUAGUCAACUGUUUGAUACUAAUAUAUAACAAAUAAGACAAUUGUCGACAAUGAGUGAGUCGUCGGCGGCCAACAAAAUUAAUGCUCAAUCGGUGGUCACAUCGGACACGAGUCCAUCAAUAUUUGAAGUGUUAGCCCAACAGAGUUUGGACACUGGACUCAGGAGAGCCGCUAAUUAUCUGAUUAAUAUUUUGUAUUCAAAUAAUAACCAAAAGUUUUGGUUUCUUUACAAGAACUUCGAUGAACUUUACUUCUUGUUUAGUGUUUGUGUCCAAUGGUCUCAUUUGAAAGCAUUCAACGCCUCUUUUGCCGAACAUUUUUAUAGUCUUAAACGGAUUUCAAACGAUGGCAUUAAUAGUGUCUUAAAAAACAAACACUUUUAUAGUUCAUUAAUUGUUUUGACAUUAUUUCCAUAUUUAAAGACUAAAUUUGAGUCUUUAUACGAAAACCUUAAGUUAAGACAAUUAGAGUCACAAUCCGUUGAUAAUUCACGACAAGAAUUAAAAGAAUUUUUUCUAAAGACAUAUCCAAUGGUUCGUAUAUUCGGCCAAUUAUUUACUUUAUAUUAUGAAAUUAGUUAUACUGUCGGUCAAAAUGGUUAUCACUCACCACUUUUAAGACUAUCAAAUGUAAAACUAAUUAAUUUAGGAGAAGAAGACUUAAAUCAAAUUAAUGACAAUUUGAAUACCAUUGACAACAAUGACAAUUGGUUAUCAUAUUUAUCGAGGCUAUCACUGAAUAGUACCAAAUGUUUGUCAAAAGGUUUCGGAGGGUUUUUAUCUGUCAGCGCUUUUUUCAUACAAUUUCUCGAGUAUUGGUACAAUACUGAUAUGUUUAACCAUAGUUUUGCACCGUUAUCUAUACCACCCGCACCACAAAAAAUGGAGAUUAAUGUGCCCAUUGAAAAAUGUCCCAUUUGUUUAAAUAUGCGACAAAAUGAUACGGCACUUAUGACAUCAGGGUUUGUAUUUUGUUACUCAUGUAUUGUAAAUCAUUUGCGGAUUACUAGCCAAUGUCCGGUCACUGGUUAUCCAUCAACCGCUGAUCAAAUUAUUAAGUUAUAUCCACCCGAACAAUGA
Molecule: messenger RNA, 1163 nt
Organism: Oppia nitens
Lineage: Eukaryota; Metazoa; Arthropoda; Arachnida; Sarcoptiformes; Oppiidae
Gene: Pex12
Product: peroxisome assembly protein 12-like
Exons: 4
Coding region: 135-1163 (342 amino acids)
Biological process (GO): protein import into peroxisome matrix; protein monoubiquitination
Cellular component (GO): peroxisomal membrane; peroxisomal importomer complex
Molecular function (GO): ubiquitin-protein transferase activity; zinc ion binding; protein binding
Source: RefSeq, a predicted model, not a curated record